This is a messenger RNA of Durusdinium trenchii, 543 nucleotides long. NCBI's taxonomy places the organism in Eukaryota, Dinophyceae, Suessiales, Symbiodiniaceae. The record is from the annotation of a GenBank genome assembly.
AUGCGUUCGCACCUUCUUAGUGCCGCCCUGCUUUGGGCUUCCCUUCGCACCCUUUGCUUUUUCACGGCGGAACGUCCGCGGGUUGCAACUGCGCGGGGCACGCGCACCUGGCGGACCGCGGCGGCGGCGGCGCCGCCUCGUCCCACGCCCAAAGCGCCUGUGUACUAUCGAGCGCUCACGAAGAUCAAUGUGCGUGUGUCGCCCGAGGUGAAGAGCCUCCGAUCUGGAAAGAGUCUCGAACAGGGGCAACAGUUUCAGGUCUCCGACAGCAUCGUGGCAGAUGGACAGACCUUCCUGAAACUGGCGAACGGCGAUGGUUGGGUCUUCAGCAAGGGCAUCGCCGGGAAAUGGGUUGGCCAGACCAUCGCCGAGCCUUUGACCGCUGCAGAGUUGGGUGCAGAUAGCAACGAGGUGAUCAAGGCGCUGAAGAGGGCGUUCCGUGAACCUUUGAAGGAGCUUGACCGGGACCCGGCCUUCUACGCGUACAUCGCAGCGAUCCUCGGCGUGGCGAUCCUCCUCUUCCGGAUGUUCGCCAACAUCUGA